This is a messenger RNA of Eutrema salsugineum, 769 nucleotides long. RefSeq lists its product as uncharacterized. NCBI's taxonomy places the organism in Eukaryota, Viridiplantae, Streptophyta, Magnoliopsida, Brassicales, Brassicaceae. The record is from RefSeq and is a predicted model, not a curated record. Bases 140 to 649 code for a protein of 169 amino acids. The transcript is spliced from 5 exons.
UAAAGUUGCGUCGGAUCCGCAACUAGUUGGUCGUUCAGACAGCGUCGACGAGAUAUUUUUCUGGUCUUUCUUCGUCUAUAAAUCCAUUCAUUCAAAGCUGUUCCUAGCCUUGUUGAUUGUCGGAAUCGGGUAGACCAAGAUGGAGCUCAAUCCAAAGAAGUAUGUUGAGCUAUUGGAAAAAAUUGAAGCUGAAGCUGAUAAGGUUCUACUAGCUAAAUAUCAGAUGGUGGAGAAUGACAGGGAGAGGAAUGUGAACAGAGAGGCUCUUACAGCACUUACGAAGAGAGCUCAGACAACAAAGACUAGUGUUCCUUUUCCUUUCGAUUCUAUGAUGAAAGAUGUCCGUGGGAGCUCAGCGAAACAACCUGUGGUCAAAGAAAUUUGCUCGACAUGUGGGUCACAUUGCUCUAACGAACCCACUUGGAUGAUUCUCCCAGGAGCUGAUCUUUUCGCUGCAGUACCGUUUCAUGUUGUGCAUACAAUGCUAGAGAAAGAUGGAAAGAAAAUGGAGUUUGAAGCGAGGAAAUUGCAGAGCUUAAUGAAGGAAAAGACUCUUUGCUUAUCAGAACUUAGGACUCUUGGUGAUAGUAUUCCUCCAGGCAUUAUCAGAUCGUUAGUCACGUUAGAGGACAACCCUAAAGUUAAGUAAAACAAUGCUGGUUUUUUCAUUAAUGGCGUUAUCCAUUUGUGAUGUUGAUAAAUUUGUUAAAGUUAUUAUUGUAUUUUUAAUUCAAUCAACAAGAUUUUCUUGUUUCUUUUUGAUAAAUUA